UAUAACGUAUUUAAAAAUCGACCUAUAUUUUUAUGAACUAAAAUUAUAUGUUGAUCGAUCCAUUAAAGAUUCAAAGACAUGCUUCUAUCUCUCCCUUCUCAGGCUGGUUUCUUCAUGUUUCUGCUUGAAUUGUAUUUUUGGUUUGUUACUUUUGUAGUUACCACCUUUCCUUUUUUCAUCAUUUUUUUGUAAUAAGUUGUGCUUUAUAAUAGAAUAAAACUCAGAAAAUUGGUAUAAAGUUUAACGAUUAGACAAAGAAAAAAAAACAAAUCUUAGAAAACUAAAAAGAGAAUAUCUCAACUUCAAGUCCCUUUGUAUAGUCAUAUUGAUUCCAGUUAAAUCUUUCAAAUUAUUUCAAAGUAAAAAGGAAAUUUAUUUACAAUAUUUUGUUCUCACACAAUACAACCGUGAAAAGACAAAACACAUGCAAGAAGAACCAUAUUCCACCUAUGUGAUUAUGUAGUUUGCGAUACUUGUAUAAGAGAUAUAAACCGUGUUAUGACAACAUCUAAGAUAAUAAUUACGACACCAAUAAAAAUAAGAAUUCAGACAACACUUAGUCAUUGCUAUUGCUCCGGCGCAUAAGUCGCUUCUCUGCAUGUUCUCUCUCUCUCUCUCUCUCUCUCUCUCUCUCUCUCUCUCUCUCUCUCUCUCUCUCUCUCUCUCUCUCUCUCUCUCUCUCUCUCUCUCUCUCUCUCCUUCACAAUUGUAUAUAUACACACAAACCCACAUAGUUUCAUGUCUCCUUCUUUUUAUAUAUCAUUGAAGCCAUAUCAAUGGGGAACUGCCUGAGACACCAUAAUGGCUUUGCUGGAAAAGAGAAGGACAAUCUCGAACCCGAGCUCCCGGUUGAGUUAUUGGAAGAAGGUAAAGGGAGUAGCGGUGAGGAAGGAGGAAGUGAAAGAUCAACACAAAAAGAGUCUAAGGUGGUGAGGAUCAAAGUAGUGGUGACAAAAGGAGAACUUAGACAAAUCUUGAGCCACAAAAAAGGUACCAAUUCCAUUCAACACUUAGCUCACGUUCUUAAAGAUAGUGGCAGAAACAUCUCCAGGGCUUAUGAAGAAGAAGAAGAACAAGGUGAUGAAAAUUGGAGGCCUACGUUAGAAAGUAUUCCUGAGAAUCAUUAUUGAAAUUAAUCUUAUCAAUAUAUUCAACUAAGAGUCCAGUUUUUCUUACCUUUUCCUAGACGGCUGUUUAUUAUGUUGUCUAUGAUUGCUCCUUUUUAACCAAAGUUGUCUCAGGAACAUUGGUUUUCUUUUCCUUUCCUUGUUUUUUCCCCAGGAUAUUUGGUGCUUUCUGUUUUUGUUAGAGCACUAAUUAACUAUUACAUGUCAUCAUGUGUUGUCUUAUUUAGUUAAUGAAAUGUGACAUUUUAUAUA
Messenger RNA from Brassica napus (rape), 1379 nucleotides. RefSeq lists its product as uncharacterized. Bases 777 to 1130 code for a protein of 117 amino acids. The transcript has a single exon. NCBI's taxonomy places the organism in Eukaryota, Viridiplantae, Streptophyta, Magnoliopsida, Brassicales, Brassicaceae. The record is from RefSeq and is a predicted model, not a curated record.